AUGAAAUUAAUACUGGUGUUCCUGAUUUCUCUUCUUUCCUUUUGUUGUUCCCUUGUUCACGGUUCAAGCUUGUACCCAUCUUGUGAGGGACAAGAGGUGCAAGGCUCUGCUGGUGCCGGUGGUGAAGUGACCAUUCAUGAGAUACCGAAAAAGUUAAAAAACUUAACGCUUACAUGCCUUGUAUAUGAGGUAACCAGUCUAACAGGAGGACUAAACCGAGAUGGAUGGGAUCCAUGCAGUGUACCUCAUCAGACAGAGUACUUACAUCGCCUUGUUUUACGAGCCAAGGAAAAAAACAAGCUUACAGGUAAUUAUGAUGUGACUGAUUAUGAUGUAAAAGAUAUGGCGGGAGGUUCUCUUGGUGACAUUUCUAUUCGUCUCCCAGAAGCUGGCCAUUUUUCCCUGGUUUUCAUGAAUAAAGGCGAAAACCCAAGAUGUUCACUACAAAUUCGGGCAAUUAUGAAUUAUAUGGAGAGCGCAAAGGAGUCUCAAGAUGCUUAUUUACCUGUGGUGGUUUCAGUCGUACCUCGAGCGGUUUACAUCAGGCGAACAUCAACCACAAAAUUUAUUCUACGUUACCCUAAAGGUACAAAUAUGCAUAAAGCUAAAAAUGAUAUUGUGACACUUAAAGGUUUGGAUAAGGAAUGUGCAGACAACACCAGUGAAGGAAUUGGUAUGCGUCUUCCUUCCGUGAAAUCGGAUUUUCAUUCAUUUGAGGAUCCCUCAACUCUUGGGGAGCGUGAUUAUUUUUUUGACACACCUGAGACUUACCGUAUUUGUUAUCGAGCAAAAGGUGAUGCCCUGAGCACAGAGUUGGCUGUUGUUCGUGUGUUUGAUGGAAAUCCUUCUUAUUACCAGAUAGUAGAGGGCCAAGACAAGGAUGGUCGCGUGCUGGUUGGUGUGAAAACCACCAUAAAAUUCCAUGGAUUCGAUCUGGACACCCGACCGGAGGGCGACCGGGCGAAGUUCGUGCGGGACAGCGAGGACUGCGCGACGGCGAGCCCCGCCGGCGGAGUGCCGGAGAGCACCGACCUCGGCCCCAGCGACGACUACGGCCCGAGCACGACGUACACUUUGUGGUCGUGGGUCCUCCGGCAGGGCGGCGCCUUCAAAAUUUGUUACAAGCGCCGCCACGGCAUUUGGACGGAAGUGCCAAGCGUCACCGACUUGGGCUACAGCGCCGCGGGCCCGCCAACAACAACAGCGCCGGGCGACUCCAACAGCCCCGCCGUGAUUCCACAGCCGACAGAUCCCAUCACGAAGAAAGCGUGUCCAAUGGCACAAGAGAAUACACGAGAAAAUCCAUGGGUCUCCUAUGAGGCGAUAAGGAUGACAUUAAAUACAACAAAACUCCCCGAUGAUUUCCUCAAAAAAGUCAGUCAGUCCUUUUGCAUUCCACGUGCAGCACUCGCGGUAACACACAUCACACACAAUAUGGAAAAACGUCAAGUGGUGUAUAUUUCCAUCCUUUGUGAAGAUCUUGGGGAAACACGUCCAUGUGAUACUAUGGAACGGCAAAAUUACAUCCUCUCCCUUGGAAAAGAAAACUCAUCUAUAUUGACAGACCUUUCUAUCGCUUCCGUAAAGGGAAUCAAUUCCCUCUUUGCAUUUGGAGAUGACCCUCUUUUCACAAAAGGUAAUGGAGAUCGCACAGUCGUGGUUUUGCUUGCAUGUCUUACAGUGAUCAUGGUAACAGGAAUGAUAGUAUUUGGUAUGGUGAAAUACCGUGAAAACCGACAAUACUUUGUUCAAUUUGGCACUGAUGACGAUGAAGUUGCAGAUAUGUAUGAAAACGAUAUGCCUGUUGGCAGAGGUGGAACUACAGGUCGUAGCGCCAUCAAAAACGCUGUGAUUGAGGUAGAAGACUGA
Messenger RNA from Trypanosoma theileri, 1869 nucleotides. Its product is annotated as golgi/lysosome glycoprotein. The transcript has a single exon. Lineage: Eukaryota; Euglenozoa; Kinetoplastea; Trypanosomatida; Trypanosomatidae. The coding region runs from base 1 to 1869 and encodes 622 amino acids. The record is from RefSeq and is a predicted model, not a curated record.